Molecule: messenger RNA, 1621 nt
Organism: Gambusia affinis (western mosquitofish)
Lineage: Eukaryota; Metazoa; Chordata; Actinopteri; Cyprinodontiformes; Poeciliidae
Gene: vkorc1
Product: vitamin K epoxide reductase complex, subunit 1
Exons: 3
Coding region: 97-600 (167 amino acids)
Biological process (GO): peptidyl-glutamic acid carboxylation; vitamin K metabolic process
Molecular function (GO): vitamin-K-epoxide reductase (warfarin-sensitive) activity
Source: RefSeq, a predicted model, not a curated record
CACUGUAAACGGACUUCGGUUGGAUUAGAAAGAAAGCAGAAACUGUUGGAAUCGAUUUAUAGUUUAUAUAUUUAUUGUUUCCGUGAGGUUUUCCACAUGGCUGCGGCUCAGGGGCUGCCGAGGUGGGAGCCGACAGCGCGCAUCGUUUUGGGUCUUCUGGGUUUGGUUUUGUCGGUUUAUGCUCUUCAUGUGGAGCUUUCCCGAGAGAGAGACCCAGAUUACAGGGCAAUGUGCGACCUGGGGGAGUCCGUGAGCUGCUCCAAGGUUUUUACCUCCAGAUGGGGACGUGGUUUUGGUUUGGUCCAGCUCUUUGUGGCCAAAGACAGCGUUCUGAACCAGCCCAACAGCGUCCUCGGCAUCCUGUUUUACACUCUGCAGAUGGGCCUUGGAUUGUCUCUGUCUAAAAAGGCAGCCCUGGCCUUGGUCAUCUGCUCCUGGGUCUCUGUAGCCGGCUCGCUUUAUCUCGCAUCUAUUCUCGCCUUCGUUCUGGGAGAUUUCUGCAUGGUGUGUGUCUCAACGUAUGUCAUCAAUUUCGCGCUGCUCUACACCAACCUGAAGAGACAGAAAGCAAUCGAAGGAAUGAAGGAAAAGACUGGAUAGGAAAUUCAAUCUGUCGAGUGCAAUAUUUGUUUUAGAAUAAACUGGUUCAGUAUUUUACAAGUUCUGAUAAUUUUAGUAAUAAACAUUAUAUAAAUCAUAUUUCUAUGUAUUGUUUUUUUUUUAUUUGUGACACACUACAUGCUUUUCUUAACACUUUAUUGAAAUGAAAAUUAACAUUUGUUUUAGGCCAAACUGGUUCAUUUUAUUUGUUCUGAUGAUUUUUGUAAUAAAUAUUAAAUAAAAUGUAUGUUCAUAUAUUCUAUUUUUUCAUUUCUGAAACCCUUUACAUGUUUUUCUAAACACGUUAUGGUUUGAAAUGAUUUUUAACUUAUAAAGACGCAUAGGCUCCUUGGUGUAAUUACUCAGUUUCACCAGCAGAGGGAGAAUAUAUAUACCAAAAUAUCAGGUUUUGGUUCAGUGUCGCAAAAGCAGGUUUUGUUUUCUUGCUGACCUCAGCAUUUGUUUUACGCCAAACUAGAUCCGUUUUUUAAAUAUUCUAAAACUUUUAGUAAUAAACAUUAAAUAAAGCAUAUAUUUAGGUUUUCUAUUUAUGACAUUUAACAUGUUUGUCUAAGCCUUUUAUGGUUUGAUACGAUUUACGUAUAAAGUCACAUGGGAUCCUUUGUGUAAUUACACUGUUUUACCAGCAGAGGGAGACAAAUAUAAGCUUUUGUUUCAGGGUCGGUAAAGCAGGUUUUGUUUUCUUGAAUAGAAAAUUCAAUCUGCAGAGAUCAACAUUUAUUUUUAGACCAAAAUAGUCAAAAUUGUUAUAUAUUUUAAUAAUUUUAGUAAUAAACAUUGAAUAAAACAUAUAUUCGUAUUUCUAUAUUAUUUGUAAAACCCUUUACAUGGUUUUCUAAACGUUUUAUGGUUUGAAAUUAUUUUAAUCUUAUAAAUACAGAUAACUAAGUGAAUUCUCAGGCCUGGGUGUGGAUAGUGUAACUAAACUAAGAAAUGUGAUUUAUAUUUUGACAUAUAUAUUUUUUCUCUCUUCACAAAUAAAAUCUUCAUUUGAAAACCA